AUGGACCAUUAUCUCUCCACUCACGCCAGUCAAAAGCCCGACUCCAUUGCUGUGGAAGAUGAUUCUCAAAGGCUGACAUACAAGGAUCUGGAGACUGAAGUUGACAAGCUGGCUUCGGUUCUGAAAGGGCUUCGAUUGAAUGCUGAAGAGCCGAUUUGUAUCUUGGAAGAAAUAAACUCGAAACUAGUCAUUGCUCAGCUUGCAGUCAUUAGAGCUGGGCUGACCUGCGUUCCAAUGGGGCUGUCUCUUCCCAGGUUUCGUCUAAUUGAUAUGCUCAACGAUAUUGGGGCCAAAUAUGUCCUGUCAGAUAGGAACAACAUCGCUGAUGGCACUGAAUUUACCUUGAUACCUAUCUCAGGACAUUCUAGCCUUGAAUACGAGUCGGAUGCGCAAGAGGAUGGUCAAGUUAAUGGCGUGUCACAGCACGACGAACCUCACGAAUACCGCAGCCACAUCCUCUUUACAUCUGGAUCAAGUGGAAAGCCAAAGGCUGUUCAGAUUCCUGAGAGAGCCGUCCUUCAUUUAGUCACUAAUACGCCUAUUACGCCUCUGAGAGAUUCCGACCGUGUUGCCCUCAUAAACAGUCCUGGCUUUGAUAUUUCUAUUUUUGAAGUAUUUUCUGCACUUGUUGCUGGCGCAGCGAUGAUCCCCAUGCCCCGUGUGGUGGUUGCGGAUCCUUUCAUGUUCCGAGAAUUUGUCACGGAGAAAGUCUCGAUAGUUUUCUUAACAGCAGCCCUGUUCUCCAUUAUCGGGCAUACUUGCCCAAAUGCCUUUCGCGGUGUUCGCCAUCUUCUCAGUGCAGGAGAUGUUCCCAGUGCAGCUGCCAUGCAAAAAAUCUUUGAAUCAACCUGGGCACCAGAACAUCUGUGGAACACGUACGGCCCGACAGAAACAACCACGUAUUCUACAGUUCAUGAAGUCAACGCUGAAGAAUUUCAGCACCGCUCAAUCGCUAUUGGCAAGCCAGUUGGGAACACAGAGUUGCGUCUUGUGGACGAAAAUCUGAAUGUGAUUUUGAAGCCUGGACAAGUAGGUGAGAUACUUCUCGGAGGACCUGGCUUGACUCUGGGCUAUAUCAACCGCCCAGAAGAGAACCAAAAGCAAUUCGUCACGUUUGAUGGGAUCAAGUACUAUCGGACCGGUGAUCUAGCGAUGUGGCGCGACGCUAACCCCGAUGUUCUCGAGUUCCUUGGCCGUGCGGAUCUUCAAGUCAAACAAGGCGGAUUCAGAGUAGAAUUGGGAGAGAUCGAACAAACACUCAUGGCAAGCGGCUGGUUGUCUGGAGCUGUUGUACGGCAGAUUGACUCGAGCGACGAAGAAGAGGAGCCAUUUCUCGUCGCAUUCAUCGUCCCUGCUGUUGCCAAUACCAUUAAUGCACGGAAACUCUCUGAUUACCUGCAGCAGAGACUGCCGUCUUAUAUGGUUACAAAAGAUUAUGUCUUCUGUCCGGAGUUCCCCUUGACGGAGCAUAAUAAGGUAGACCGGAGAGCACUGGAACAGCAAUACUGGAAGAGACGAGAGAAGCAGAAAUCAACGGAUGGAGAUUUGGCCAAUGGACCUAGUAACGACACUGCGAGUGCUAUUAAGCAACUAUGGUCAUCUCUACUGCACAAGGAUACUUUUAACGAUAAUGACGACUUUUUUGCACUUGGAGGAACUUCCCUCAAGUCUGCCGCCUUGAUAGGGAAAUUGAGAGAACAAUUAGGCAAAAUAAUCUCCAUGCGGUCCCUUCACGAAAAUUCAUGUCUUGCAGAUUUGGUCAAAUACCUCGACGAAUAUGCAGAGGGGGGAGAUGCACCAGAUGAGGCAGAAAAAUGGAUUGAAGAUUCCAAGCUUGCUGAUAGUUUGUUUGCUGCCCCUGACUGGCAAGCUGAUGAUGAAGGAAGAGUCUUUGUAUCAGGUGUUACUGGGUUUGUUGGCGUGAACUUCCUCAGCCGAUUUCUACAGAUGUCUACUGUCAAAGAAAUUGUGUGCAUUGCACGCGCUAAAAGUGGUGUGGAGGCUGGAGACAGGGUGCAGGCGACAUUGGAGCGCUAUGACCUCUGGGAUGCGUCGGCGCCCCAUAUGCAUAAAUUGAGGGUUCUGAGUGGUGACAUCUCUGACGAUCUACUCGGGCUCCCACCAGCGCAGUAUGAUUGGUUAGCAAAGUGGGCAAGCGCUGUCUUCCAUCUGGCCGCCAAGGUGAACUUUAGUGAGCCUUAUAAGGCCCACUGGGAAUCAAAUAUCCGUGGAACAAAGAAUAUGAUAAAUUUGGCUGCUAGCGGACGGCGGAAAUCAUUUCAUCACAUGUCCAGCAUUGACGCGUGGGGCCGGACUGGCUUGGUAUUUGGAACUCGCAGAUGUCUAGAAGAUGAGCCUCUUGAGAACCAUGUGCGGGGUUUACCGUUUGAUAUCGGAUAUGCCCAAAGCAAAUGGGUAUCAGAGCAGAUAGUGCGCCGAGCCCGUGACUGUGGACUCCAGACUGCCAUCUAUCGGCCGGGAUUUAUAAUCGGUGAUUCUUCUACAGGGGCUGGGAACCCUGAUGACUUUUUCGCUCGCUUGAUGAUUGGAAGUAUUCGAUUGGGCGCAUUCCCAAUUCUUCCAAAACAGCGUAUGGAAUAUGUGACCAUUGACUAUGUGGUCAACACUACGUUGCACAUCGCCUCUCAGAACCAAAAUCUCGGCAAAUCAUACAGCCUGGUUGCUCCUGACCCCAAGGACUCUGUGAAUCUCGAGAAGACUGUAGAGGUCAUUGGCGGUGUUGGAUACCCAUUGAAACAUAUUCCAUAUUGGGACUGGGUUCGUAUGCUUCAAAUGACCGAUGACAUGGAUAAUCCCUUAUUGCCAGUCAUGCCGUUGUUGCAAGAACCAGUGUUGAACGGUCUCUCCCGGUUUGAGACCAGUAGGAACACACCGCACUAUGACAGCUCGAAUACGGUGGGCGCACUGAAAGAUAUGCCAGAUAUUCAAUAUGUACCUUUCGAUUCCAGAAUGCUGGGCAUGUUCCUCGAGUUUUGGCGCCGGAAGGGAUUCUACGAGGUGGCAGGUAUACAUAACUAG
Aspergillus alliaceus is the source of this 3039-nucleotide messenger RNA. Its product is annotated as non-ribosomal peptide synthetase. The transcript has a single exon. Bases 1 to 3039 code for a protein of 1012 amino acids. The record is from RefSeq and is a predicted model, not a curated record. Lineage: Eukaryota; Fungi; Ascomycota; Eurotiomycetes; Eurotiales; Aspergillaceae.